AUGUAUUCUCUGCGAAACCGCGUUGCCCUUAUCACGGGCGGCUCACGAGGGCUGGGUGCUCUUGUGGCCCAGAAAUACGCCGCCGAGGGUUGCAAUGUCGCCAUCAAUUACGCUUCGAGCAAAGACGCUGCUGAGAAAUUGGCCGCGGAACUUCAAGAGAGUUACAAGGUCAAGGCUAUUACUAUACAAGGUGAUGCCGGUGUUCAGAAUGACUGCGUUAACGCUGUCAAAACCACCAUUGAUCAGUUGGGGGGCCUGGAUAUCAUUGUUUCGAACGCAGGUUGGACCAAAAUGACCAAGUUCAAUGACUUGGACGCUAUGAAUGACGAGGAAUGGGAUAAAUGCUGGUCAAUGAACGUAAAAGGCCAUUUCUAUCUUUUCAAAGCAGCACUGCCCACAUUCAACGCAAACCCCGAGGGUGGCGUGUUCCUGCUGACCUCAUCCAUUGCGGCCGUUACGCCAACUGGAAGCAGCUUGCCAUAUGCGAUCACUAAAGCAGGAGGACUGCACAUGGUGAAAUGCCUUGCACACACUCAAGGUAGCAAGGUCCGCGUGAAUGCGGUUCUUCCUGGCCUUCUUUUGACUGAAUGGGUAAGUAGCGCCAUCGCAGUUGUAGUGAAGCUUGGUCGCGGCAGAGCUAAUGUGGACGAACCAUAG
This is a messenger RNA of Aspergillus luchuensis, 657 nucleotides long. RefSeq names its product SDR family NAD(P)-dependent oxidoreductase. Gene Ontology annotation, molecular function: oxidoreductase activity. Lineage: Eukaryota; Fungi; Ascomycota; Eurotiomycetes; Eurotiales; Aspergillaceae. Bases 1 to 657 code for a protein of 218 amino acids. The record is from RefSeq and is a predicted model, not a curated record. The transcript has 7 exons.